UCUCUCUCUUCACUUUUAACAAAUCACAAAAAAAAAAAAAAAAAACUUAUAACUUUGUUUAGAUUUGUGAUCAUGGGUCUUGUUCACAUGCUAGUGGUUGUUCACUAGUAUCCUUUUCUUGAAUGUUGAUGAAUCUUGAUUUAAGUAUGGUUGUUCAUUGGUACAACGAUCGGAUCACUUUUAAGAAAUCUGGUUAAUGUUCUUACGUUAAGAAAAGCGAAAAUGUCGGACAGGGGAGCUGUGUAUGUAGCCAUUGCCGCGGCAAUUGGCAACAUGUUGCAAGGAUGGGAUAACGCCACAAUCGCAGGAGCUGUUCUUUACAUCAAAAAAGAAUUCCAUUUAGAAACACAACCAACGAUCGAAGGGCUAAUCGUCGCUAUGUCAUUAAUCGGCGCAACAGUGAUAACUACAUUCUCAGGAUCUGUAGCUGACGCUAUAGGAAGGCGUCCAAUGCUCGUGAUAUCUUCAGUGUUUUACUUUAUUAGUGGUCUAGUAAUGUUUUGGUCUCCAAAUGUGUAUGUUUUGCUAGUAGCAAGACUUCUUGAUGGAUUCGGGAUCGGUCUAGCUGUGACACUUGUUCCCCUUUAUAUCUCCGAAACUGCCCCUUCGGAUAUUAGGGGACUGUUGAAUACCCUCCCACAGUUUACGGGUAGUAUUGGGAUGUGUUUAGCGUAUACAAUGGUGUUCUUUAUGUCGUUAAAAUCCGAUGCCAGUUGGAGACUAAUGCUCGGGGUCCUUUCGUUACCUUCCAUUGCAUACUUUAUACUGGCCGUGUUCUUCUUGCCCGAAUCUCCUCGGUGGUUGGUCAGUAAAGGUAAGAUGGAUGAGGCGAGAAUGGUCCUGCAGGCGCUUCGUGGCAAAGAAGAUGUCUCGGGUGAAAUGGCAUUACUAGUUGAAGGUCUAGAAGUGGGAGGCGAAACCUCAGUAGAAGAGUACGUGAUCAACGCUGACAACGAGCUUAGCGAAGAUCACGUCGAAGAGAAAGACGAGAUCAAACUAUACGGUGCAGAAGAGGGUCAGUCAUGGGUCGCUAAGCCCGUUAGGGGCCAAAGUUCUUUAUUCAUGGCAUCGCGUCAAGGCAGCGUGGUUGCACACAUGAUGGAUCCAAUGGUGACUCUAUUCGGAAGUGUUCACGAGAAACAAAAUGAAACCGGAAGCAUGAUCUUUCCAAAUUUCGGAAGCAUGUUUCAUGGCGAUCAGCAUAAACCCGAUAACUGGGAUGUAGAGAGUAAUCAUGAAAAGGGGAACUUAUCCGGGGACGAAACUGAUGAUAAUGUAAAAAGCCCGUUGCUAUCGCGUAAUUCAACUGGUGUAGAUAAAGACAUGAUCGCUCCGGUUUCUAGGAGUAUGUUAAACGCGGGUCAGCCUAGCGAGGCGAAUAGUGCGAUGGGGAUUGGUGGUGGGUGGCAAUUGGCGUAUAGAAAGACCGAAGACGGGAAGAAAGCGGGUGGGUUGCAGCGGAUAUACUUGCACCAGGAGGGUGGUGCAGAAUCCAGACGCGGGUCCAUUGCUUCGCUCCCGGUUGCAGGUGACGGAGACGCGGUUCGGGCCUCGGCUCUUGUUAGUAGAUCAGUUCUUUGUUUAGAUGAUACGAUGGGUCAGAACCCGAUUCAGUCGGGUCUGAUCAAGGCGCCGCCGUCUACUAAAGAUGCGACGAGUUGGGCUGAUCUUUCCGAGCCUGGUGUUAAACAAGCAUUGAUUGUUGGUGUUGGGAUUCAAAUACUACAACAGUUUUCCGGCAUUAACGGCGUUUUGUAUUACACUCCUCAAAUUCUUGAACAAGCAGGGGUUGGGAUUCUUUUGUCGAACAUGGGCAUCGGUUCAGAAUCGGCUUCUUUUCUGAUUAGUGGUGUCACAACACUCUUGAUGCUUCCUAGCAUUGGUGUUGCCAUGAAACUUAUAGAUGUAGCGGGCCGAAGGAUGCUGCUGUUAGCUACACUACCCGUUCUUUUGGCAUCACUGAUUGUGCUAGUUUUGAGUAAUGUGAUUGAAAUGGACUCAGUUUCUCAUGCAGUCAUUUCCACAAUAAGUGUUGUAGUCUAUUUCUGCACCUUUGUGAUGGGGUUCGGGCCGAUCCCCAACACCCUUUGCUCUGAGAUCUUCCCAACUCGUGUUAGAGGUCUUUGUAUCGCCAUAUGUGCACUUACAUUUUGGAUUGGAGACAUUAUCGUCACUUACACGCUUCCAGUGUUGCUCACCACCAUUGGGCUCGCGGGUGCUUUUGGAAUCUACGCAAUCGUGUGCACUAUUUCUUGGUUUUUUGUUUAUUUUAGAGUGCCCGAGACCAAAGGCAUGCCGCUUGAAGUCAUUACAGAGUUCUUCGCGAUGGGUGCGGCUAAUAAGAAGACAAAUUGAUAGUAGAGCUCGAGAUCAAGUGUUUGGAUGCCGAAAUAAAUUUGUUACAACUCGUAUCUUAGUUUGUGUUUAACUGUUUUCGCCUUCGGUUUCAUCUUUGUUGAAGACAUGAUGAUCAAUGUUGCAUAUCUUUUGAGUAUUUUGGUUACUUUGUUGAUUCUCCAGUAAAAUUUUAGUUUUAGAUUUUUA
Molecule: messenger RNA, 2544 nt
Organism: Helianthus annuus (common sunflower)
Lineage: Eukaryota; Viridiplantae; Streptophyta; Magnoliopsida; Asterales; Asteraceae
Product: monosaccharide-sensing protein 2
Exons: 6
Coding region: 223-2355 (710 amino acids)
Biological process (GO): transmembrane transport
Cellular component (GO): membrane
Molecular function (GO): myo-inositol:proton symporter activity
Source: RefSeq, a predicted model, not a curated record